AUGUCAAGGCUCGACCUUGCAAGAACACUGGCAAACAACCCAAUUGUUUUGAUGCGGAGUUUGGAAUACCAAAUUAGACCCUCUUAUACCUUCUUCAAAAAAGUGGUGCUCUCUGAUGUGAAGGUCGUGGAUAUUUGGAAGCGCAACUCAUGGAUUUUCAGGGGAAAUCUGUUCAAGAAUGUGAUACCCAAUAUUGAGCUUGUGAGAGAAUUGGGCAUGCCCCAGUCCUGUAUUGCCCUGUUGCUAACAUAUUAUGCUAAUAUUGUGAUGAAAAAGCCUGAUUUCUUCGGUCAACUUGUGGGUGAGGUCAAAGAAAUGGGAUUUGACCCUCAAAGGUCGAGCUUUGUGCAGGCCAUGCAUGCAUUAUCUGGAAAAGAGACGACAUGGAAACUCUGUCAAGAGGUUUAUAGGAGUUGGGGUUGGUCUGACGAGGAUAUUCUUGAUGCCUUCAGGUCGCAUCCGCUGUGUAUGAUGAAGUCAGGGAAGAAAAUAAUGGAAACAAUGGAUUUCUUAGUGAACAAGAUGGGUUGGCAGUCACAGAAGAUUGCAAGGUCUUCCAGGGUUUUGGGUUACAGCUUGGAGAAGAGAAUCAUCCCAAGGUGUUCCGUUGUUAGAAUUUUGUUGUUGAAAGGAUUGAUGAAAGAGGAAGAGUUGAAUAUGAAUACUAUUAUUACUACUUCAGAGAAAUACUUCCUGACUAAGUUUGUGAGCAGAUAUCUCAACCAAGUACCUCAAUUGUUGAAUGUGUACCAAGGGAAACUGGAUUUUCAGGAUGUAUGA
Molecule: messenger RNA, 780 nt
Organism: Rosa chinensis
Lineage: Eukaryota; Viridiplantae; Streptophyta; Magnoliopsida; Rosales; Rosaceae
Exons: 1
Coding region: 1-780 (259 amino acids)
Biological process (GO): regulation of DNA-templated transcription; chloroplast organization
Cellular component (GO): chloroplast
Molecular function (GO): double-stranded DNA binding
Source: RefSeq, a predicted model, not a curated record